UUUCAGUCCCCAAGCCACAUCUUUCACAGUGUCAGUGGUAGCCGGCUGGGCUGUUUAUUUUAGGAAACAAAUAGCUGUAUCAUUUGCACACGCCCUUAUAGGCAGACACACGCUCUCCACUCACAUUCUUCAAAAGAAGUGAAGGCAAGAUGAAGAGCUCUUUGUUGCCGUGGGUGGCCUUCGCCGUCUCCUUGGAGUUCGUCCUUGUGGCAGGUACUCUACAGGACUAUGAUGGUGAGGAGCGCGUGCUGGUGAACAACAAGUGUAAAUGCACAACAGUGACCUCAAAGUUCGUCCCCUCCAAAGAAAAUCCUGAUGAAGAAAUCCUGGAAAGAAACAUACGCAUCACUGUCCCACUCAGGAGCCGACAGAACAUCUCUGACCCCACAUCCCCGCUCAGAACCAAUUUUGUCUACCGCAUGGCCGAACUCUGCAAAAAAUGUGAUCCUGUAGAAGUUGAGCUAGGUGGUGAGAUAUACGAGGCCCAGCAGAGCACCUCCUGCAACGAGCCAGAAACCUGCUACACCUACAACAGGGACAAGUGCUACACCACAACCUUCCCAUUCAUCUACCGCGGGGAGACCAAACACAUUCAAGCAGCUCUGACACCAGCAUCCUGCUAUGCUGAUUAGCUCAACCCACUGCUAUCCUAACACCUUGUUGCUUUCUCUUUUCCUAUCAGCCAUACACGUAUAGCACCAUAGUACCUGGACAACAGCGUCCAAAGUAUCAGCUCCCAGAAUAAUGCAAGCUUACUUCUUGUGCUUCAUAUCAAGAAUACCACCCCCUUGAAUACUCGCUGGUUGUCAGAUUCUGUUCUCUUAUCCCUGGCACAUAUCUGCGACACCAUUAUAUGUCUUAGACAUUAUCACCAGCUAGACCAGAUCCUCAAACAGCUGUAAAUCAGUAAUUCCCUUGAAAUCAAAGGAACUACAUUAGUUUACAACAGUAUAGAAUCUUUCCUGACCAUCUUCCAUCAGUCUAUCUCAGCAAGACUAUCAUGGACAUCAGCAGCAAUGUCCAUGUUUCCUGAUUGUUUCCUGAGCAAUCUAAAACAAACCUCUGCACAAACAUUCCACAAUACUCUUUGAUUAUACUAGCAUAAUUUUUGCCAUUAUUAGAAGUCUGUUGUACAAUCACAUUUGAGAAAAAAUCAGGUGAGACUGAAUUCACAUUUAAACUUUUUUUUUUUUGUAAUUAGGCAUUUAGGAUCCUUUUAGUGCUUUGGCAAUGAUAAGCUUCCUGUUUUCACGUAGAUAUAGUGAAAAUGUUGCCACCCUGAAAUGUUAUGCAAAGCCAACAGGACCUCAGCUCUUCUUGCAGUAGUAAACUUCUUCAGGACAUGUUAGGUACUUCGCUUCCCACAUUCACUAACUGAUAAUGAUGCAUUCCCAGUUCAAUCGAGGAUAAAAAAAAUCAAGUUGGCUUGAAUUUCUUGUUCCUGAUUUUGCAUUUAGAGCUGCAAAAAAUCCUACGAAGCUGCCACAAUUGCAAGGGCAGGGCCCUAGUUAGGGAUUAAUUCCCUUUUUCACAACAGUCUUCUUUCUGUUCAUACAAGAAACUUUCCCCAAUUAAAGUUGAUUCUGUACUGUACAUUA
Cygnus olor (mute swan) is the source of this 1598-nucleotide messenger RNA. It is a transcript of the gene JCHAIN, whose product is annotated as joining chain of multimeric IgA and IgM. The record is from RefSeq and is a predicted model, not a curated record. Gene Ontology annotation, biological process: humoral immune response. Gene Ontology annotation, cellular component: pentameric IgM immunoglobulin complex. Gene Ontology annotation, molecular function: immunoglobulin receptor binding. Bases 150 to 632 code for a protein of 160 amino acids. NCBI's taxonomy places the organism in Eukaryota, Metazoa, Chordata, Aves, Anseriformes, Anatidae. The transcript has 4 exons.